Molecule: messenger RNA, 1709 nt
Organism: Spea bombifrons (plains spadefoot toad)
Lineage: Eukaryota; Metazoa; Chordata; Amphibia; Anura; Pelobatidae
Gene: LRRC3C
Product: leucine rich repeat containing 3C
Exons: 3
Coding region: 493-1206 (237 amino acids)
Cellular component (GO): plasma membrane
Molecular function (GO): protein binding
Source: RefSeq, a predicted model, not a curated record
CAGGCGGAGUUUCCAAUCACCACCGGAGAAACAUCAUUCUCUUGCAGGAAAACACACAGAGCUUGUUAGGGAGACGUGAGGAUGGGCUCUGAGAUCUGUGACCUCCUCUCACAACAUUAAUAACUCCACCGGGACCAGGAGGAUACAGGCAGGGAUGCCUUCUCACAUCAUCUUGUCUCCAUGACUCUGUCUUAUGGAUGCUCCUCUCUCAUCAGCACAACUUUCUGCUUCCUCGAGGCUUGAAAGAAUACAAGGUGCCUGUUGCUUAUGAAGGAACGUUGCUUGCGGGGCGACCUGGUCUUUGGGUUCCAGCUGCCUUGUAGAUAACCUGGCCAUAAGAAUUGUUCUUGAUGUGACAAAAUGGAAUCGAUGUAAAGAAGGACAACGCAGGCUUCUCGUGAAUAAUCCAUUAGGGGCUGUAAAUUAUCUCAAUUAUAUUCGCUCUGAAGGAAUUGAACAGAAGCAGUCGGUCCUGUACCCAGUUUGGUUUUGAUGUCCCUCUGCUUCCAGUCGGCUACAACCUUCCCCAAAGGCUGUUAUCCUUCCCUGGAGGACGGCUACAAGACUCUGCGUUGCAGCAAUGCCCAGCUCACAGAAGUUCCCCGAGACAUUCCCAAUGACACUAAUCGUCUUUACUUAGAUUUCAACCAGAUCGCCUACCUCCCCCCGGACGCUUUCCGCAAUCUCCCUGUUCUUAUAGAGCUGGACCUUUCCCAUAAUUCUUUGGGACAACUGGACGCCACGUCCCUAAGGGGUCUGACUGACCACUUGCACUCAUUGGAUCUGUCUUCCAACAAGCUGGUGUCUGUCAGAAAGGAGGUCUUUGCUAACCUGAAGGCCCGUACAAACCUAUCGGGCAACCCUUGGAUGUGUGACUGCGAACUUCAAGAGUUGAUCCGAUUAGUGGAUUUGGACCCUGGUUCAUCCAGUGCAAUUGUCUGUGCUACCUCCGUGCAAGAGGAGCACGCUGGCAAACCUUUUCUACAGGUGGUGAAAGAGGUGGACCUGUGCAAUGUUUACAAGAGAACCACGGACAUAGCCAUGCUCGUCACAAUGUUUGGGUGGUUUGCCAUGGUCAUUUCCUACCUGGUGUAUUAUGUACGUCAGAACCAAGAAGAUGCCCGGCGCCACCUUGAGUACCUCAAAUCCCUGCCAAGUAAGCAGAGGAACUCUGAGGAGCCCUCCACUCUAAGUACUGUUGUUUAAAUUAGGUUUUAGAGUCUUUGUUAACACAGACCACUCACAUGAUGGAUAACUUCUGCUAAUUUAUAAUUUUAAUACUGAGUAAUGCCUUCACUUUGGCAAGCAAGUCAAUGUAUUGCUGCUCAACAUGGCCUUCACUGGUGUCAGGAGAACUUCGAUAGAAAAGAUUUGCCAAUGUCUUUAUGUCUCACUUUAUAUAUUUCGACUGCCUUUACAUGAUAUCUGCUGUUUAUUACAUGUGUCGGCCGUUUUCCAGGUCAUCCAGGUGAUGUAAAACAUGAAGGAUGUGACUUAGGAAAGGGAGGUAGAGAGAGAACAAACGAGGCAGGAUUAAGAAACGCGUGGACCUUGGGCAGGUCUAUACCUACAGCUUCCCAAGAGCCCAUACAAAGCCCCAGCAAGAACCCAGAUUAAGUCAUCUAUCCAUAGUACAAGCCAUAGUAGAUAAACUGCAUUCUACAACAUCUGCUUCACUCCAACAUAUCUAACGCAACUUGAGGAAACAC